AUGAAUCUUUUCAACCUGGACCGUUUUCGCUUUGAGAAAAGGAGUAAGAUUGAGGAAGCCCCCGAAGCAGCCCCACAGCCAUCCCAGCCUGGCCCUUCUUCACCAAUUUCUCUUAGUGCUGAAGAGGAGAAUGCUGAAGGGGAAGUUAGCAGGGCAGGCACUCCGGAUUCAGAUAUAACUGAAAAAACAGAAGAUUCUAGUCCAGAAACUCCAGAAAAUGAAAGAAAAACAAGUAUAUCAUAUUUCACGAAUCAAAGAGGAAUACAGUAUAUUGACUUGUCUUCUGAUAGUGAAGAUGUUGUUUCCCCAAAUUGCUCGAAUACAGUUCAAGAGGAGAAAUACAGCAAAGAUACAGUGAUUAUAGUUUCUGAGCCAUCUGAAGAUGAAGAUUCCCAAGGCCCUCCUACGAUGGCAGGUAGAAAUAAUGAUGAUAUUUCAGAAAUGGAAGACAUUUCAGAGUUGGAAGACCUUAAAGAUGCUAAACUUCAGACCUUGAAGGAACUUUUUCCACAAAGAAGUGACAACGAUUUACUUAAGUUGAUUGAAUCAACAAGCACCAUGGAUGGAGCAAUUGCUGCUGCCUUGCUGAUGUUUGGUGAUGCAGGUGGUGGACCAAGGAAAAGAAAAGUAUCUUCUUCUUCAGAGCCAUAUGAGGAUGAUGAAUUUAAUGAUGAUCAGUCUGUAAAGAAGAAAAGAUUAGAUCAUGAGUUAAGAGAAGUACUCAAAGAACAUGAAUGGAUGUACACAGAAGCUUUAGAAUCUUUAAAAGUGUUUGCAGAAGACCAAGAUAUACACUAUGCUUCACAAAGUGAGGUUCCAAAUGGAAAAGAAGUUUCCUCAAGGAAUCAAAACUAUCCUAAAAAUGCAGCUAAAACAAAACUGAAGCAGAAAUUUUCCAUGAAACCACAAAAUGGUUUUAACAAGAAACGUAAAAAAAAUGUUUUUAAUCCUAAGAGAGUUAUUGAAGACUCCGAAUAUGAUUCAGGUUCUGAUGUCGGUAGCUCACUUGAUGAGGACUAUAGUAGUGGUGAAGAAGUGAUGGAGGAUGGCUAUAAAGGUAAAAUUCUUCACUUCCUUCAGGAUGCUUCAAUUGGUGAACUUACUUUGAUUCCUCAGUGCUCUCAGAAAAAGGCUCAGAAGAUAACAGAACUCCGGCCCUUUAACAGUUGGGAAGCUCUGUUCACAAAGAUGUCCAAAACUAACGGAUUAUCAGAAGAUUUGAUAUGGAACUGUAAAACACUGAUCCAAGAAAGGGAUGUUGUUAUAAAGCUGAUGAACAAAUGUGAAGACAUUUCAAAUAAAUUGACAAAACAAGUUACCAUGCUUACUGGAAAUGGAGGUGGAUGGAACAUAGAACAACCCUCUAUUCUAAACCAAAGUUUGUCACUCAAGCCCUAUCAGAAGGUUGGUUUGAAUUGGCUGGCAUUGGUACAUAAACAUGGACUUAAUGGCAUUUUGGCAGAUGAAAUGGGCCUAGGAAAAACUAUUCAAGCUAUUGCAUUCCUGGCAUACCUCUAUCAGGAGGGUAACAAAGGUCCUCAUUUGAUUGUUGUUCCAGCAUCAACUAUAGAUAACUGGUUAAGGGAAGUUAAUUUAUGGUGCCCCACUUUAAACGUGCUAUGUUACUAUGGUUCUCAAGAAGAACGUAAACAAAUUAGAUACAACAUUCAUAGUCGAUAUGAAGAGUAUAAUGUAAUUGUGACCACGUAUAAUUGUGCAAUCAGCAGUUCUGAUGACCGUAGUUUGUUUCGACGGCUAAAACUUAAUUAUGCAAUUUUUGAUGAGGGCCAUAUGCUGAAGAAUAUGGGCUCCAUCCGCUACCAGCACCUUAUGACAAUUAAUGCAAAUAACCGUUUGCUGCUCACAGGCACACCUGUACAGAAUAAUCUGUUAGAACUCAUGUCUCUGUUGAAUUUUGUUAUGCCACACAUGUUUAGUAGUAGCACCAGUGAAAUACGAAGAAUGUUUUCUUCUAAGACAAAAUCAGCAGAUGAGCAAAGUAUAUAUGAAAAGGAGAGAAUAGCACAUGCAAAACAAAUUAUAAAGCCAUUUAUUCUCAGAAGAGUGAAAGAAGAGGUUCUCAAGCAGCUACCUCCCAAGAAAGACCAAAUUGAAUUGUGUGCAAUGUCAGAGAAGCAGGAGCAACUCUAUUUGGCUCUUUUCAACAGAUUGAAAAAAUCUAUCAAUAACAUGGAAAAAAACACAGAAAUGUGCAAUGUCAUGAUGCAGUUGAGAAAAAUGGCCAAUCAUCCUUUAUUACAUCGUCAAUAUUACACAGCUGAAAAACUCAAGGAAAUGUCUCAGCUUAUGCUAAAGGAACCUACACAUUGUGAGGCUAAUCCUGACCUGAUCUUUGAAGAUAUGGAAGUUAUGACAGACUUUGAACUGCAUGUACUUUGUAAACAGUAUCGGCACAUUAAUAACUUCCAGUUAGACAUGGAUCUGAUUUUAGAUUCUGGAAAAUUCCGAGUUUUAGGAUGCAUCUUGUCUGAAUUGAAACAAAAGGGCAAUAGAGUUGUGUUAUUUAGCCAGUUCACCAUGAUGCUGGAUAUUUUAGAGGUUCUCUUAAAACAUCAUCAGCACAGGUAUCUCAGAUUAGAUGGAAAGACUCAGAUUUCUGAAAGGAUUCAUCUAAUUGAUGAGUUUAAUACCGAUAUGGAUAUCUUUGUAUUUUUGCUGUCAACAAAAGCUGGUGGAUUAGGGAUAAAUCUGACCUCAGCAAAUGUUGUUAUACUUCAUGAUAUUGAUUGUAACCCUUACAACGACAAACAAGCAGAAGAUAGAUGCCAUAGGGUAGGCCAGACUAAGGAAGUACUAGUUAUAAAAUUAAUAAGCCAAGGAACGAUUGAAGAAUCCAUGCUGAAAAUUAACCAACAAAAACUGAAACUAGAACAAGAUAUGACCACAGUAGAUGAAGGAGAUGAAGGAACUAUGCCUGCAGAUAUAGCCACAUUAUUAAAAACUUCAAUGGGCCUGUGAAAUUGUGAAUUCCUAACAAUGAGGAAAUAUCAACUUGGUGCACUCAAGGACAUUUACAAUAUGAUGACCAUGGGGUUGUGAACAUUUAUAACUUUUUAUAAUUUCCAUAUUGCAUUUCUCAUAAUAUGGACAACUUUUUUGCCACUAACUGAAUUCUUCAGAUGCUCACACAUGAGAUUUCAAAAAAAGCCACAAAUGUGUAGUCCUUAAGAUGUUGAAUAAUCAUUUUACAAAGCAGUUUUCUGAAUGGGGAUUAGUUGGUGAUUGUUUGUAACAAAUACGCUAAUGCUUUAGAAAUGUCAGUAUUUUUGUAAUUAUUUCUACCUCCAAAUAUAUAUAUAUAUUGUCUUUCACUGGAUAAUGUGUGUAGAUUUUACAUGUGCCUUAUUUGACAAUGCUUAUGUCUUGUUUUUGCUUGUCUCAUUUGAAGUUCUUUUUGAUUAUGUGAGUUUAAAUAAGGCGGCUGUAUAGAUUAUAUCGCUUUAGUUUUAUUGCUAUUUGAAGCAGAUGUUCACCACUGUCAACAAGAACUCAAUCUGAAUUUAAAGGUGGCAAUCCAUAUACUAACAUCCCCCAGGUCCUUUCAAAUACUUCUGUUAAAAUAAAUUUGUUUGGCUAGGCACUAAGUUGUUUUCCAGUGAGUAGUUAACUAAAAAAGCCCUUAUCUUGCUCCAUGGUUUAAUUCCUUCUGUUCAUUUUCCAUCUGCACUUAUUGUGCUUAGUAGUCUGCCUAUUCUAUUAUUGUGCAUGUUUUCAUUGAUUUCUCUCUCCUGGCUUUUGCUUCUAUUAAAACUGUUGCCCAGUCACUUCUGCUCCAGUUCUCUCUAACUAAUAGCUUUUUCCUGUCACAUAUUCAUGCGUCAGCAUGGAUGUUGGUGACAUUUUUCUAGUUUGGCAGAACAGAUUAAAGCAAUUUCAUUUUGAAGUAGACUGUAUGUGACUUCAUAUUAAGACAGCAUUAGGUACUGCAUGGAAAUAGGUCAUUAACCUUAAACCCUUAUCAAAAUAUAAUUUCCAGUUUCCAGAAUUUCCAAUACAGGACCUCCUGAAGAGAGAGCCAUUGUUCAAUUCCAAUUCAGUGUGGGUGACAAAGUGAAAUUUAGAAGUAACGUUGUCUAUUUGAUAUUUAACUCCUUAUUAAGUCUUUCUUUAAAUUUUUGCCUGUCAGUCUAUAUUGCUGUUUUUUAUUAUACAUCAGUUUCUUUGUAUAACUUGUGAGUUUCAUGUGUUUUGUUUUUAUUAUGUAAAUAUCAUUAUAAAUAAACUUAUUUAUAAAUCAAA
Molecule: messenger RNA, 4260 nt
Organism: Orycteropus afer afer
Lineage: Eukaryota; Metazoa; Chordata; Mammalia; Tubulidentata; Orycteropodidae
Source: RefSeq, a predicted model, not a curated record